Messenger RNA from Chara braunii, 1829 nucleotides. The record is from the annotation of a GenBank genome assembly. NCBI's taxonomy places the organism in Eukaryota, Viridiplantae, Streptophyta, Charophyceae, Charales, Characeae.
UGCAGGCGUAUGCCAUGCUCACACCAGCGCCUUUUUGAGUUAAUGGUUCUUCCUUAAUUAUGGUCAAAGGCUUUCAAAAUGCCCGAAUCUCAUCGCGCCAGUGGUGCUUAGGCAGCAGCACGGGAGCCUUUUAAGUAGUAGUACUCUGUCGACUGCUAGACCCAUUCAGGAAAUUCGCAGAGGGUUGUUUUUGUUUCUGUGGCUAUUCCUCUGUGUGUGUGUGUGCGUGCGUGUGUGUGUGUGUGUGCGUGUGUGCGUGUUUGUGUGUGUGUGUGUGUGUGUGUGUGAGAGAGAGAGAGAGAGAGAGAGAGAGAGAGAGAGAGAGAGAGAGAGAGAGAGAGAGAGAGAGAGAGAGAGAGAGAGAGAUCAUUUUUUGUAAGGGUUGAGAAAAAUGGGGACCGAUAGGGGGAGUGAUCAACAGGAGAAGUCAACAGUUGAUGACGAUGGGACGACGCGUGGGUCGUCCGCCUCGAAGAGCAUUUUUGCUGGGAUUAUGAAUCUGAGAGGCAACAGCGGGACGCACUCGAGGAUGAAGUUCUUCUCCUCGAAGAUGUCAGCCGUCCGCAAGAUCACCAAGGGCUACUUAUCAGUGACCCAAAGAGAUCGAAUGACCAGGCUUCCUUCCCUUGGGGACAACAUCACAGAGCUGGACGUGCCGGAAGAAACCAGAUCUCUACCACGUGGCUGGUGGUGUUUGCUUCCUCUUGCCGCCAUUGUAAUUGCCUGCGUCUUGUCGACUUUCGGGAUACUGUACCGGUUUCAGUUGGACAGAGAGAGGUCGAGGAUGAACUCUUACUGUGGUCUUGCAGCAAAGGCUGUGGCGAUGAGGAUGAACAUGACACUGGGCAGGUCGCGGAUACUGGCAGAGCUCGUGCAGCUUUACAAGCAGAAAACUUUAAGCUAUAUAGAUAUAAUUGAUUAUAAUCCAAUGGAAGGUUAUUAUGAGCUUCUUGAUGAUAACACUAUGGGGGAGGCGGCAGACCUCGUGGAGAGGGGUUUCAUCCCAGAAGUGAUGGGACCAUGGCAGUUUCAGUACUACACGAAUAUCACUGCGUUUGCCUGGAGGGAGCUCGUAGGAGUGAUGUUCGUCAACCACGUGCCGUCGGAAUCUGCCGACAAUGACGUGCGGGCGCGGAGCCCAAUGGUCCGCAUUGGAAAUUACUCUUUCUAUCUUGGAAUCAAAUUGAUCGACUGGCCUUUGCAGACAAUGGGCGUCAGGCCUGGGGAUAGUCCGCUGCCGGACGACAAUCUCCUAAGAGAAGGUGGCAGGGGCAUUACGGAGACCGAAAGGCAUGACGGUAAACUCGUAGUGCCCAAAACGAGAACGGAAAGCGGUCUUAGGCUGGUCCUCCUCGGCUACGCGGAUCUGGUGAUAUCCGCUACGAAGAUCGAUCUUCGUGAAAAAGUGGUGGCCGGAGAGGCGAUCGAACAGAGAAUCCGCACGGGGCAUAGGAUAAAUGUUUCUGACCGUAUAUUCGUUGAGACCGCGGUAAUCGAGGCAGAGGCGGAGAGUGUCAUCCUUCUUGCGAUCAAAGAGGACAGGUGCACUCCAUGGGGACGUACUCGGUUUAAUGAAGCCCUGCUGAAGCAGCUUGUCAAUUUAGCGUUUAAGUUUCUGGGCUUCGGGAACCGAGAGGCAAUAUGGGGCGCGAUGCUGAAUACGGUAGUUAGGUUCGAGCCGGAUGUGGUGCUCGAUAUCGCGCAUAGGAGGGAUGCUGCUGUAAGAGACAGUCGGAGGAAAAACAUCGCGAUACUCGCGAAGGAGGGCCGCAACGCUAGGCUGCAAAGUCGAUAGGAGGUUGUCAAACUCCUCGGCUGCAGCGGCGUCU